AUGUCUACCAAUUUCGAAAAGCAUUUUGAAGAAACCGUCGAAGGUUCAACUUUGGAACAAUUAAGAGAUAUCUUAAUUAACAAAUCUGGCAAGAGUGAAUUAGCGAACAGAUUCAGAGCUUUGUUCAACUUGAAAUGUGUUGCUGAAGAAUUUGCUAAGGAUCCAGUUGCUGCUAAAAAGGCUGUUGAUUAUAUUUCCGAAUCAUUUGGUGAUUCUAGUGAAUUAUUGAAACAUGAAGUGGCUUAUGUUUUAGGUCAAACCAAGAAUAUGGAAUCCUGUCCUGUUUUAAGAGAAGUCACUAUUGAUCAAAACCAACAAUGUAUGGUUAGACACGAAGCAGCUGAAGCUUUGGGUGCUUUAGGUGAUGCAGGUUCAUUAGAAUUAUUAGAAAAAGCUGCUGUUGAAGAUCCAGCUUUAGAAGUUAGACAAACAUGUGAAUUAGCUGCUGCUAGAAUUAAAUGGCAACAUGGUACAGAAAGGGAAAAGGAACAUUUACAAAAAUCUUUGUACUCUUCUAUUGAUCCAGCUCCACCAUUAGCUUUACAAAAAGAAUAUAAGAUUGAAGAAUUAAAGAACAUUUUAAAUGAUCAAUCACAACCAAUGUUUGAAAGAUACAGAGCUAUGUUUAGAUUAAGAGAUAUCGACACCGAUGAAGCAUGUUUAGCUUUGGCUACUGGUUUCAACGAUCCAUCUGCUUUAUUCAAACAUGAAAUCGCAUACGUUUUUGGUCAAAUGGGUAACCCAGUCAUUGUUCCUCAUUUAGUUGAAGUUUUAGCCCGUAAAGAAGAAGCUCCAAUGGUUAGACAUGAAGCUGCUGAAGCUUUAGGUUCCAUUGCAACUGAAGAUGUUUUGCCAGUAUUGAAAGGUUACUUGAACGAUGAUGUUGAUGUUGUCAGAGAAUCAGCUAUUGUUGCAUUAGACAUGUACGAAUACGAAAACAGUACUCAAUUAGAAUACGCUCCAGCAGCUUAA
Molecule: messenger RNA, 972 nt
Organism: Vanderwaltozyma polyspora DSM 70294
Lineage: Eukaryota; Fungi; Ascomycota; Saccharomycetes; Saccharomycetales; Saccharomycetaceae
Gene: LIA1
Product: deoxyhypusine monooxygenase
Exons: 1
Coding region: 1-972 (323 amino acids)
Biological process (GO): peptidyl-hypusine biosynthetic process
Molecular function (GO): deoxyhypusine monooxygenase activity
Source: RefSeq, a predicted model, not a curated record